CCGCCACUACGCUCAUAUACUGUUCCCACAUCAGAGAAACAUUCGAUUGUAAGGAUGAUACGAUUACACCAAAUAAUUGGCUCCGCAGCGAUUUUGACAAUACUGGCAGCCUUCUGCUCGGCUCAAGCGUCGGAAAUGAUAUCACCACUAGAUGACGACAUCAUGGAGUCCCCAUGGCAACAAAACACAUUCCUGACUACCAAACGACAAGCUAGAUGGAGACAAGUUGAUAUGUGUAAUUGUUGUAAGCAAUUCCCAUUUUCAUUUUGCUGUGACGGCUGUAUUAGACUCCGCCAGAUAGCAGUCACAAAAACAGAUUUCGGAGAAAAUAAGGGAUCGACUCCUUUGUGGAAGAACAAAUUUUGUGAAUGUUGCUCAACGAAAAACUCUCCGAGAUGCUGUCAACUUUGCACCAUAUUCUAGAUAUGUGUAAGUUGUUUAGAACCAGAUGUCAUACAUUCUAAAUUAUCAUCAAAUGUGUCCAAUAUUCUAGAUGUGUCAUAUGGACUUUUUCUGAAUGGUUAAAUACAUUACGUUUCUGUUCAACAUAAAGUGAAAUAAAGUGGCAGCAAAGAACAAAGAGAGUGUAAAACGUUGGAGACAAUGUUUAAACAAUCAUGAAAAUGUUUCCCUUUAGACAACUCUUAUUUCAUUAUCUGAAAAAUUAAAACAGCUGAUCAAAUACAGAAGUUAUUAAUUUAUGUAGAAUUGUUGAAUUCCAUUAGAGGAUGCUGGAUGAAUACGAUUUUUAUAAUUUUGGCCUUUGUAUUUGAUUUAAAUUAUUUCAAAUAAAAUAGUGUAAAAAUGUAAAUAACCCAA
Molecule: messenger RNA, 819 nt
Organism: Owenia fusiformis
Lineage: Eukaryota; Metazoa; Annelida; Polychaeta; Sabellida; Oweniidae
Source: the annotation of a GenBank genome assembly